This is a messenger RNA of Trichomycterus rosablanca, 2114 nucleotides long. RefSeq names its product tyrosyl-tRNA synthetase 1 (gene yars1). NCBI's taxonomy places the organism in Eukaryota, Metazoa, Chordata, Actinopteri, Siluriformes, Trichomycteridae. Gene Ontology annotation, biological process: tyrosyl-tRNA aminoacylation. The transcript is spliced from 14 exons. Bases 107 to 1672 code for a protein of 521 amino acids. The record is from RefSeq and is a predicted model, not a curated record. Gene Ontology annotation, molecular function: tRNA binding; ATP binding; tyrosine-tRNA ligase activity.
UGAUGUAAUACACAAGCGGAACUGGGUGUCAUCGACAACGCGUUUUCUCGCAGCACACAGACUCAGGUUGUCAAUAUAGCUGAGGCAGUAACAGAAGCUCAGUACAAUGGGUGAACAACUGAGCCCGGAUGAGAAGUUCAACCUCAUCACUCGAAAUCUUCAGGAAGUUCUUGGGGAAGAAAGGCUUAAGGAAAUUCUUAAGGAAAGAGAGUUGAAGGUAUACUGGGGCACAGCAACCACAGGCAAGCCUCAUGUGGCUUACUUUGUUCCCAUGUCUAAGAUUGCUGACUUCCUGAAGGCUGGAUGUGAGGUGACCAUCCUUUUUGCUGACCUUCAUGCAUACUUGGACAACAUGAAAGCACCCUGGGAGCUGCUUGAGCUGCGUGUACAGUACUAUGAACAGGUCAUUAAGGCCAUGCUGGAGAGCAUUGGAGUUCCUCUGGAUAAGCUCAAGUUUGUAAAAGGAACAGACUUCCAGUUGAGCAGGGAGUACACACUGGAUGUGUACAGGCUUUCCUCCAUAGUAACAGAGCAUGAUGCGAAGAAGGCUGGAGCUGAAGUAGUGAAGCAGGUGGAGCAUCCUCUCCUGAGUGGUCUGCUCUACCCUGGACUACAGGCACUGGAUGAGGAACACUUAAAGGUGGAUGCACAGUUUGGUGGAGUUGACCAGAGGAAAAUUUUCACUUUAGCAGAAAAGUACCUGCCCAAUCUGGGUUACACUAAACGGAUUCACAUGAUGAAUCCCAUGGUGCCCGGCCUGACUGGAGGCAAAAUGAGCUCUUCUGAAGAGGAAUCCAAGAUAGACCUCCUGGAUAAGAAAGAGGAUGUGAAGAAGAAGCUGAAGAAGGCUUUUUGUGAACCUGGAAAUAUUCAGAACAAUGGAGUUCUUUCCUUUGUCAAGCAUGUUCUCUUCCCUCUGCAUUCUGAAUUUGUGAUUAAGCGAGAUCCUAAAUGGGGAGGCGACAAAGUUUACACAGUUUAUGAAGAUGUAGAGAAAGACUUUGCAGAGGAGCAUGUCCAUCCCGGAGAUUUAAAAGCCUCAGUAGAGGUGGCUCUGAAGAAGCUGCUGGAUCCUAUCAGGAAAAAGUUUGAAACACCAGAGUUAAAGAAACUGACCAAUUCAGCUUAUCCAGCUACAUCUAAAAACAAAGGUGCAGCAGAGGAUGAUGAAGUCAUUCCAUCCAGACUGGAUCUCCGAGUGGGUAAAAUCGUCAGUGUUGAGAAGCACCCAGACGCAGACUCUCUGUAUUUAGAGAAGAUCGAUGUCGGUGAGGAGCAGCCUCGGACUGUCGUGAGCGGACUGGUGGCCUACAUUACUCAGGAGGAGCUGCAGGAUCGGCUUGUGGUAUUACUGUGCAAUCUAAAGCCACAGAAUAUGCGUGGAAUCGAGUCUCAGGCUAUGCUGCUCUGUGCCUCAGUGGAAGGUGAGCCCAGGAAAGUCGAACCAUUGGAUCCUCCUGAAGGGUCAGCACCAGGUGACCGUGUUUUUGUAGAUGGAUACUCGUCAGGCACACCGGAUGAUGAAUUAAAGCCAAAAAAGAAGGUGUUUGAAAAGUUGCAGGUGGACAUGAAGAUUUCAGAUGAGUGUGUAGCUCAAUGGAAAGAAAAUGAUUUGAUCACCAAACUAGGAAAAAUCACCUGUAAAACACUAAAGGGUGGCAACAUCAGCUAAAUAAUACUUCUCUCAUUCUCUUCAACUCUGUCUUCAAUUCUUGAAUUACAUGACAACCUAGUGUCCCAAUAAUACAUUAUUGUAAUAACUGUAAACACAGGUUAAAAACUGUACAUGCAAAAGUGUUUCAUGCAUUUUUAAAAAAUAAUUCUUCUCAUACUGUUCUGUUUCUUUUAAAAUAUCAGCACUUAAUUAAUACAUCAUUCUCAAUACUUAUGUUGUCUUUCAACUUUAUCUUUAUCAUUAUGUGCUUUAGUAAAUAAUGGUCUGUUAAAAGGUUACAUGUCACACAUGUAUCUCAGGAUUAUGAUGGGUAUGGUGGGACUACAUCAACAAUAAUCAUUUUCACCUGUUAGUAAAUGAAUAAAUGGAUGAGGUUGUUAAACAUAAGUAAUGCAUACUGUUAACCAAAUACAAAAUAAAUAACAUACAUUAAAACCCC